This is a messenger RNA of Lates calcarifer (barramundi perch), 1975 nucleotides long. It is a transcript of the gene zranb2, whose product is annotated as zinc finger, RAN-binding domain containing 2. The transcript is spliced from 10 exons. The record is from RefSeq and is a predicted model, not a curated record. Gene Ontology annotation, molecular function: RNA binding; lipopolysaccharide binding. Lineage: Eukaryota; Metazoa; Chordata; Actinopteri; Centropomidae. Gene Ontology annotation, biological process: RNA processing. The coding region runs from base 106 to 1068 and encodes 320 amino acids.
CCUGAAGGCAGCAGCGGAGGGAGGCGGUGUUGCUGAGCUGACUGCUUGAACACAUUGAGCACACCCUGCCAGCGAGCCACACGCUCAGUGUUAACAGGCGCUAAAAUGUCGGGGAAGAGUUUUCGAGUGAGCGACGGGGACUGGAUUUGUCCCGAUAAAAAGUGUGGAAAUGUGAACUUUGCUAGAAGAACUAGUUGUAACAGAUGUGGCAGGGAGAAAACCACAGAAGCAAAGAUGAUGAAAGCAGGAGGAACAGAGAUUGGAAAAACCCUGGCUGAGAAGAGCAGAGGCCUCUUCAGUGCAAAUGAUUGGCAAUGCAAAACAUGUGGCAAUGUGAACUGGGCUAGACGGUCAGAGUGCAACAUGUGUAACACACCUAAAUAUGCCAAGCUUGAAGAGAGAACAGGUUACGGUGGAGGUUUCAAUGAAAGGGAAAAUGUAGAAUACAUUGAACGGGAGGAGUCUGAUGGCGAAUAUGAUGAGUUUGGUAGAAAAAAGAAAAAAUAUCGUGGGAAGACCAACAGCACAUCUUCCUCGAAAGAAAGUGAAAAGAAAGAAGUAGCAAAAGAUGAAGAUGACGAGGAGGAAGAAGAGGAGGAGGAUGAUGAAGAUGGUGACCUCUCCAAGUACAAACUAGAUGAUGAUGACGACGACGACGAAGAUGGAGACCUGUCAAAGUAUGACCUGAACGCCAGCGACGAAGACGACAAGCCAGCCAAGAAAAAGGGCAGCCGCUCGGGAUCCUCACGUUCCCGCUCGUCCUCGCGCUCCUCCAGCUCCAGUUCACGGUCGAGGUCCAGGUCCCGAUCUAGAAGCUCAUCCAGUUCCAGAUCUGGAUCUCGCUCGAGGUCCCACUCCAGAUCCAGCUCCAGGUCUGGAAAGGGCUCCUCUCCCCGGAAGAGGUCCCGCUCGCCCUCCUCCUCACCCGAGAGGAGACAGAAGCGCAGUCGCUCCAGGUCCUCAUCUGGAGGGAGAAAACGGAGGCGCUCUAGAUCACAUUCGUCCGAAAGGCGCCGUGGCCACUCCUCUGGAUCUUCCCAUUCUGGCUCCAGUUCAAAAAAGAAAUAACUUUAUAACAGCCUUUCAAACAAGAAAAGGAACCUUAGUACAAGUGCAUGUUGUGUUGCAAGGAAAACAACCACAUCCAUUGAGUAUGCUGUUCAUUUUCACAGAACCUCCAAAGUCUUAUUUCCCUUAAAAGAAAACAGCGGCAAGGUGACUUCUCUCUGUUGUUACCUAUCAUUACCUUUUUAAACCACAUACACCCUGAAUCUGUGAGAAGUGUGUAACUAUAGGUGUCCAAUAAACAUCAAUGUUUGGUCCUAUAAGAAAAUCAGAUAUACUGUGAAAAGGCUGUAUCCCAUUUAAAACCCAUUCUGCUUAAUAUCUUCACUGCAGCACACAUUAUUAUACUCAACUGUAAGGGAAAGGAAAUAUUUUUGAUGACUUUUUGGCCCUAGGAAACAUCUGAGAUUGUGCUUUAAAAAGUCUGUCCUUCAGUCUUUUCUUCUUAAAAAACAAUCUCAUCAUUCUUCAUUUUUAAAAAUAAAAGAUAAAGUACUUAAGCACCAAUUUAGAAUUCCAGAGAUGUAGCAAUGAAUUCUGGCCCAUUUGUUUUUAUUUUCUUUAUAAAUAUAUAUUUUUUCUUUUGUGUUUUCAAGGUAAGUAUUUUACUUUUGAUAUUGCUUGUUUUAAGUAAAUGGCAGUUGGUUCAACAUUGGUUAUGGUCUAAGUGUUUUUUUUUUCUUUACACAAUUGUGGCCUAAUUUACCAGUCAAAGUUAUUCCUUUUCAUUUUUCACUUGAGAAACUAAUCAGUCCAGUAAAUAGACAGUUUUGUGCUCCAGAUUAGUGCAACAACAUUAACAGUAACAAACAUGUCCCUGUCAUUACAGAUAUACAAACAUGUCAAUACAGUCUUUUUAUCGGUGAAACAACUCAAAUGUACACGUGUAAAUAAAAUCCUGUUGACAUUG